Aspergillus pseudotamarii is the source of this 1527-nucleotide messenger RNA. RefSeq lists its product as uncharacterized. The transcript has a single exon. The coding region runs from base 84 to 1229 and encodes 381 amino acids. The record is from RefSeq and is a predicted model, not a curated record. Lineage: Eukaryota; Fungi; Ascomycota; Eurotiomycetes; Eurotiales; Aspergillaceae.
AACCUCACAGUCGGUCGUAUCCUUGGAAUAUAUAGGGGAUAUUCGCAUGUCACACUCUUUUGGCUGACACCACACAGCCCAUCAUGUUCUUCAAUGACAGUUUCGAGGAUUUUCACCUUGACAUCGUCGGUUUCCUCGCCAUUUUGGGUGAGGGUUCCGUAUCGGUGAACUACCAAGUCUCGACAUUAUCAGCCUUCACCUUCCUCCCACGCCUCUUGCCCGCACCCCAGGCGUUUAUGAGACCGUCGCGACCACUUCGUCUAGAUGAUGUUCCGGGUACUGUGGUGGGCAUUCGCUCAGGAAACUGCCGGCCUCACGUCUACCGCAUCCCUCAUAUCAUCCUGCCGGGGGAUGAAUCGAUGAAAAGCGAUUCUGAUUACACAGUCCGCCAAUAUCAAAUCACGAUCAAAGAUGGAGGAGACCCGAAAGAUGCAUUGAUCACGGCACGCGCUUUCAGUCUACUGUCCCUACUCGCCGCCAUCGGCUGUGCCAUGUCGAUCGCGCUGCUUGGCCUCUCAAUCCAUUUCAAUGACGGAUGGGCACUGAUAGCGACCAUCCUCCUCUCCUGCCUCUCGUCCCUUCUGGGCCUCAUGUGCAAAUGGUCCCUGAAGCUUGGAAAACGUGUAACAGGAUCAGAACAUAUUCCGUCCGGUAGCGUGAUAAUUUGCUACCCGAACGGCGCAUUCAUAAUCGUGGAGUGUGACGAAGCAGUCGCCCGACCGCUCUUUUUCGCCCCCGAACGAUGCAACUAUCUCAUCUCGGGAACGUGGUAUCGCUCUCUCGCCCUCCUCGGAACAAUGAUGCUCAUGUUCGGAGUUAUUGCGCUGGGAAACUCGGGAGCACGCAUGCAAGUCGCCUUCGGUGCGUCGUAUCUGUUGCUCAAUGCUGCGUACUGGAUGGUUGCAGCCUUGCCCGAGAGACUCCACUGGGAUUACUCGGCGCUUAAUAUCAAGGAGGUCACGCCUGCUUUUCCGGCGCCCGGGGAGAAGAAGAGCUUCGGAAUGGCGCUAUGGAAUGCGAUUAAAUUGACCAAGUCGACUAGAUGGGUGAAGACUGGACGUAUCGCACCGGAUACGGACGCUUGGGAUGACUGGUUGAAUCAAGCUCAAUAUGCUGCCAACGGAGAGGAUGGGUUGAAUUCGGAGACCUGGGAUUGGUCGAAAGCUUUGGACGCCUGUUUGUUUACCUCUAGACUGCAGAAACCUUGUCCUGAAGAAAGGGAGGUUUAGUAUAUGCGUUGGUGGAAAUCGUUCGGAUUAUGUGUACCAUGCUUGGAUGAUGAUGAUUACGAUUAUGAUGAUUAUUGCAUGACUGUGAUGAUUGUAUAUGAGGUCUCUUUUGUUUGUCUUGGUUAGAGAUCUGUAAUGACUAUUGUUAGAUGUUUUUGUUAUUCUUUGUUUUUCUUAUGUUACGAUGAUGAUGAUUGUUAUCUGCUUAUGCUGAUAAAAUGCCCUUUUCAUGUUCUUAUGAUCAACAGCGCGCAUCUAUCGCGCGUCGAUAUAGAAAAGUGAUUCUGUUCUUUUUAUC